AUGAAGACUUUUCUCAAAGAAUUGAAAGAAAAAAUAAGAACAAAGACUUUUAUUUAUAUGUAUAAUAAAUCUCUCAUGAAUAUGAAUAAAAAGGUUUUGCAAUAUACAGAGGUAAUUAAAAAUUAAUUUAUUACUUAGAAUCUGGUGGUUUACUUUGGUUAGAGCAUGCAAUUUAAAUAUUAGGAUUUAUAAUUUAAUUUAUUGAUUUAGUGGAUGAUGAUAAAUAUGAUUUUAGCUAAUUCUUUUAAUCAUAAAGAAGAAUAAAAAAAUAAAUUUAAUAGUUAAAUCAGGUUUUAUAUUUAAAUAUUUUUAGUAAUCAGAAAAUUUGGGAGAGGAUUUAGCUUACUUCAACCAUUUGA
Molecule: messenger RNA, 359 nt
Organism: Paramecium sonneborni
Lineage: Eukaryota; Ciliophora; Oligohymenophorea; Peniculida; Parameciidae
Source: the annotation of a GenBank genome assembly